Molecule: messenger RNA, 6604 nt
Organism: Antechinus flavipes (yellow-footed antechinus)
Lineage: Eukaryota; Metazoa; Chordata; Mammalia; Dasyuromorphia; Dasyuridae
Gene: TMCC3
Product: transmembrane and coiled-coil domain family 3
Exons: 4
Coding region: 166-1578 (470 amino acids)
Cellular component (GO): endomembrane system
Source: RefSeq, a predicted model, not a curated record
ACCACUCUAGGGUAGACGCGCCGAGCUCCAGCCGAGCCGGGCGAAGGGAAAAGUUGGGAGUGAGCCUGCGGCGCGGAGCGGGUCUCGGUGUUAGCCGCCAGUGGUCGGCGGCUCGGGGAGCAGCGAGCACCGCCACCGCCUCCUCCUCCUCCUCCCGGAGCCAGGAUGCCUGGGAGCGACACGGCGCUCACAGUGGACCGGACUUACUCUGACCCGGGCCGGCACCAACGCUGCAGGAGCCGGGUGGAAAGGCAUGACAUGAAUACUCUGAGCCUUCCCCUCAACAUUCGCCGUGGGGGAUCCGACACCAAUCUCAACUUUGAUGUCCCUGAUGGCAUCUUGGACUUUCACAAGGUCAAGCUCACGGCGGACAGCUUGAGACAAAAGAUUCUCAAAGUGACUGAACAGAUCAGGAUCGAGCAGACGUCCCGCGAUGGGAAUGUGGCCGAGUACCUCAAGCUUGUGAACAGUGCGGACAAGCAGCAGGCUGGACGCAUCAAGCAGGUCUUUGAGAAAAAGAACCAGAAGUCGGCCCAUUCCAUCGCCCAGCUCCAGAAGAAACUGGAGCAGUACCACAGGAAGCUCCGGGAAAUCGAACAGAACGGCACCUCUCGCACCUCAAAGGACAAUGCCAGGGACAACCUGAAGGAUGGCCACGGUAAAUCUCGGCCGGCCGGCCAAGGGAUGGAGAGUGGGAAGUCGGGGGUGCCGGGGGUCUCCCUGACGCCGCCCGUGUUUGUUUUCAACAAGUCCAGGGAGUUUGCCAAUCUGAUCCGCAACAAAUUUGGCAGCGCAGAUAACAUCGCCCACAUGAAGAGCUCCUUGGAAGAGUUCAGGCCCGAGGCCAGCUCGAGAGCCUACGGGGGCAGUGCCACCAUUGUGACCAAGCCCAAAUACGGGAGUGACGAUGAGUGUUCCAGUGGCACGUCGGGCUCUGCGGACAGUAACGGCAACCAGUCCUUUGGGACCGGGGGCACGAAUACUCUAAGCAGCCAAGGGAAGCUGGCCAUGAUCUUGGAGGAGCUACGGGAGAUUAAGGAGACCCAGACGCAACUGGCAGAGGACAUUGAAUCUCUAAAGGGGCAGUUCAAAAGAGAAUACAGCUUCAUUUCUCAGACCUUGCAAGAGGAACGAUACAGGUAUGAGAGACUAGAAGAUCAGCUUCAUGACUUGACAGAUCUUCACCAGCAUGAGACCACCAACCUGAAGCAAGAACUUGCCAGCAUAGAAGAGAAGGUGGCUUACCAGGCUUAUGAAAGGUCUCAAGAUGUUCAGGAAGCCUUGGAAUCCUGCCAGACCCGCAUCUCCAAGCUCGAGCUUCAUCAGCAAGAGCAGCAAGCCCUGCAGACCGACACUGUGAACGCCAAAGUCCUCCUGGGCAAGUGUAUCAACGUGAUCCUGGCCUUCAUGACGGUCAUUCUCGUGUGCGUGUCCACCAUCGCCAAGUUUGUUGCCCCCAUGAUGAAGAGCCGUUUACAUAUCCUCGGCACUUUCUUUGCGGUCACGCUUCUUGCGAUAUUUUGUAAAAACUGGGAUCAUAUUCUGUGUGCUAUCGAGAGGGUAAUAAUACCGAGAUGAAUCUAUUCAUUCUGGCUUCCCUUUCUUUCAAGAUAGCAAACCUUUUCCACGUAUACUAACUACCAAAUUUUUCAAAGCAGUUGUCAUGCACAGUGAUGACAGAUUCAAGAGGACUCCAGCUGUAACCUGUAAAUAAUUACAAUUCUCUAACUUGAUAGCAGUUGCCUACUUAAUCACUGUCCAUGGUUAGCCCGUCUCUUGUCAAAUUCUCCCCUCACUACUUGCUGCCUUAAUUGGAACAGAUUUCCAUUCUGCAAAACCAGCACAGUGUAAAAGGGGGUAGGGGGGUGUCAGGUUGUUUUAUUUUAUGUUUUUUAAUUUAAUUUUUUGUUGUAUUUAAGUUUGGGGCUGGGUCAGAAAGACUUAGUGCACGGGAAAAGUGGAUUUCAAAACUCACCUUUUGAAAUUGGGUGUCUCAGAAAACCCUUUCCUCCAUUGCAGAGAAAACAAGAGAGUUUGACUUGAUGAAAGAUGAGCCACGGGGACUAGAAAAAUCAAAGGAUUCUUUUCUACAGAGGUAUCCAAUCCACUUAGCUGCCAAUUAGGGACCCCUGUGUCCGUAGUGAUUCACUAGAAUUGUCAUGGGGACAUUGAAAAGGCUCCCAACUUACAAGGAGCCUCGCUUCAGGGUUUUAAUGAGGAUCUAUUCUCCUUGAAAUUGCAAAAUGGUAGGAUUUAUCAGUGGAUUUAAUCAUUCCACUUGACUUUAUCUUAACAGACAAGUGACUGAUUUUUGCUCUAGAAUGUGCCAAAUAUUUCUAUAUGGCUCUUAAUUAGCAAUUGGUCUGGAAGUCAUUUGUAUUUUGUAUUGGGCCCUAUAAGGAGUAACCUGACCUGUUUCUAUAGGACAUUCAGCCUUUCAAGAAGAUGUGGUUCCCUUUCUGUCUUUCUCUGUGGAAAAUCUCAAAGCAUAUGCCAGACAUAGGAAGGACAUUAUGUUGCUAUAGGAAGCAAGACACACUUCAUUCGACAUGAUUUCUUGGUCAACUAGAAAGCAUGAUGUCACAUCUGACUGUAGGGUGGGUCAUUGAUUGGAGGGGGAUUGAAGUGGAUAAUGAAAUCACCCACAGUAUUGAUAAGGUCCUCUCAGGAGAUAGGAGAUUAGGGAACUAGAGAUGCCAUCUGUCUUCGGUAGUCUUAUGGAAAAUAGUGUUGAAGUUAAAGCAUUUUUUAAAAUUCCAACUUGUAUGAAAUUUUUUAGCCUCUGAGUAAGGAGGAACAAAUGCUUUCUUAAAUGUCUGAAAAUGGAAAGUCUAUAUAAGUAGAAAUUUUCCACUUGGCUCCAUGUUAUUCAAAACACACCUUCCUUCAGGUGUACAGAAAUGUGUAUUAAAUUUUAACAUGAAGAACUGUUGAAACAUCGAUGAAUUUUUGUUUGUUUGUUUUCAGGAAGCAUUGCUUUUAAUAACCUGGAUUCGAACAAAGUGCAAUAUUUUUUAAAUAGCUGCUCUUAGGGAAAUCUCUUAUUUAAUGUGAUUGUAUGAACUGUAGUUUCAUGGAAUAGGGGGUAAGCAUUUGGGGGAAAAAUAGGUAUGACUGCGAUUUUAUGUCAAGCUUAAAAAAAUAUACCCAACCUAAUCUCUCAUUUGGUGGAUUUGUUUGAAACAACAAAUGACUCACCAAACCAGGAUUAAGUGGGAGGGUCUUGGGUUCUUGGAGAGGAGUUUCCAAGGGGCAUUUCAGGUUCCUUUCCAUGUCUAUUUUUAAUGAUUAGUAUUCACCUGUAUCUGUGAACAGGGAUAAACAAAUUAUAUCAUUGAUUGAUAUCACAACCAGGAUCCUGAGUCUACUCUCAGAGAAAGGCCCUGAAAAAUAUUCAGGGCUUGAGCAGGGGAUAUCUUUGUUCUGUAAUACUUUGUGUUGCUUUUUCUUUUCAUUUGAAAAGAAUGAUUAAAAACCCAAUUUUUUUUCCCUUGGGGAUUAAUGUUUGCCCCCACUCCUUUCCCCUAUUUAUUGCUUAUUCUUGAAAUUGAGCUAUUUCUUUCACUUUUCACUGCUAAGACUCUUCGGAAGAGUGAAUCUUCUCACUCUGGUAUGAAUCAGUAUAUAUUUGGAAUGGAAUAAAUGAGGCUUCAUUGGGAUGUUAUUUGGUCACAUUGCAAUUUCUGGGACUAGGGAGGGAAGCCAAUUUGAGAGGUGUGACAUCCUGAAACAUCUGUGAUUGACAAUAUCCUGAAACUUAUGUAAUGGGUGAUAUCCUAAAAACAAUUCUUUAUUGAUGAAUGUUGAUUUAAAUUUAUUUGACCAGCUCCCAUAUAAUUGGCACUCUUUGUUUUAAUGAAUCUAAUUUAAUAGGGAAGAGUUUUUCUGAAAUCUCAUUAAAAGUUACGAACCAGCAGCCAAUGGUACAGUUUGCGGGGGCAAAGUGUACUUUUCAUCUGCUUCCUAUGAUUUGUUUUGUUAGGGGGAAAAAAACAACCGAAUAAGACUUUUCUCUUGGCACUCUAUUACAUCCCCAUUUAAUGGGAAGAAUGAUGGUGUACUGUAGAUUCAAAACGUUAAUGAUAAUAAUAGAUGAGCCCUUCAGAUUUAAAAUCUGUAUUUUUUUUUGUAAUAAAAACACAAAACACAAUCUUAUCAGGAAAAAUAUUAUGUUUUUUAAGUGACUACACAUUUUAAAUGUUGAGGAAUUUCCUCAAAUUUACACAUAAGCCAACUAACCUUUUAUCCCCUAUUGUCCCCUGCCAUCCCCAUGGGUAAGAAGAUAGGAUUUUUUAAGUUCUUAAGCAUAGGAGAGCCAGUUUUUUUUAUGUUACCUAACACAAGGAUCACUGAAAGAGCCCAUGGGAUGUUGAGCCCUGGACAGGAGGAAGCUUUUUAUAUUUGGUGGGCUUUUCUGAUUUUCUUGAUCAUUAAAUAUACUUCCCCACAGAUUGCCUUUAAAAGGUUCCUUAGUUCAAGUUGAGCCAGUAACCAAAGACUUGGAGGAGGUGACUUGCCAUCUUCAAGCACUGUUAACUUUAGAGAAUCUGUCUCAUGUUGUAUAUUGCCACCCUAAUGAAGUGUUAGAUUGAGCUCAGCUGAAAGAUCAAGACUUCUGUCCUUCUCAUUUUUUGGUCAUAAUUCCACUCCUUGGACUUUUCCUACCUUCCCUGAGAUUGAUAAUAGCCCCAUGCACACUGCUCCUCGUUAACUUGUCACGUGCAUCACCACAUGAGUGACAUUUUCACCCAGCUGCUCUUACAAUUCAUUCCUUUGGUCUCUGGUACCCAGGCUUCUAUUGAUGUGACCCAGUCUUGUCUCUAUAAGCUCAAUAGUAUUGAAUGGGACUGGCUUCCCUCUGGUCAUCAAUUACCUCUCUGUCCUUCGGGUUUGUUUCUGAAAUAAUUAAUUCCUAACAUCAGAUGGAAACAUUUUUAUAGUGAGUCAAAAAAAGAAACUCACUGUUCUCUUGCUUUGGAGACUUUUAGGAUGUAACACACAAUUGUGCAUAUGUGUAUUAUAUUAUAGGUAGUCAAUAAUGUAAGUGGAAAUGCUCUUCCUGGAACCUGCCUGGAAGAGGACUAUAGGGAACCAUGUACUACACCAGAUCAUAUCCUUCCCUACAUUCUCAGUUCUAACCCCAAGCUCCCUGAACCAGCCAGACCUCUACAACUAUUGCCUCCAAACCCAUUAUCCUCACUUUUCACCUCAGGCCAGGGAAGGGUUGGAGGGGAGAAUUACUGCCAGGGAUAAGGGACAGCAUCCUGAGACCACCUGCCUCUUUUACCCACUAAAGUGAUCCUUUAGUCUGAUUAUCCCCUUUCCUUCAAAUCCUCCUUUGAUACCCAGUGCUGCCAAUAACAUCUAAUCUGAUUUUAUUAGAUCUGGGAUUCCAGAGGCUCUCAUUGCACUGACCUGUGAUUUGUCUUUAGAAUCCAAGUGGGGAAAAUGAGAAGGUGGGAAGAGGUAAGAGUAGGGGUGGGAUGCAUUUAUGAGUGUGUUGUAAAAUUAACCCUUUAAUCCUUGACAAUGAAAGGGAAGCAGGCCAAGGUAAUAAAUUGUGGAUUGAGUUUAAAAGAGGGGGAAGACAAUUGGCAGUCAGCCAAAGACAAAGAUGAAUUCUCUGACCCCAUUCUCUAUCAUACCCCUUGGACUUUUAAGCCAUGGAAUCACCAACCAUGGUUUGGAAAGGGUUCUUUGACAUAGAUUUGUUAGGGAAAAGUAUGUGCCUGGCUUCCUGGAGUCUCUGAAUGCAUUUUCUCAGAAAAAUAUUAUUACCCAAGAUUGUUAGGUUCUAAUCUACAGUGCUAGACUUGAGAAUUUAAUAGGCCCAGCCUCGGAGCCCAGCCACACUGGAUAACUUUGUGCAAGGUUCUUCCAAUAAGUUGGAGACUGUAUCAUGUGUGUUUCUUUAGCUAACAUUAAAGCCCAAACAUGAUGAAUUUAAAAUGCAGUGUUUUUACUGGAGAGAUGGCUUCAAAUGGUGGCUUGGUUCCCACUCUGAGGGAUUAACAGCCUGCAGAUUUAAAUUAGAAAAAGAAGGGAACUGGGCUGCCUACAUCCUAAAACACUUAAAAACCUAAAGAAACAAACAUUGCAAUUAACAAAGAGACUGACUGGCAACCCCCUUUAAGAAUAAAAACAGCCAAUUUCCUCAAAUCAACCAAAUGCUAUCUGUUCUAAGAUGUUUGGAAAUACUGUAUGUACAUAGACCUGAUUUAUUUGUUACAAAUUUUAUUUAUUUAAAGCAUGUGCAGUUUGGUUUUCUUUUGUGUGUGUUUGAGAGAAAUGUUUCAACAAAAAGCACUGUUUCUGUCUCAGAAUGCUAGCAUAGGUUGUAGUCAUUGAGGGUAAAGGUAGCUCUUAACCUGGCUGUCAAGUCUGAUCCGUCCACCGCCAAAUUGCCAUUUUGUGUAGCACGCUGUAAAGUUUUAUGUCAACCAAUGUGAAAAAAUAAAUCUGUAAAGUCUUAGUAUAUUUUCACCUCAUGGUAUGUGGUCAUAACUGAACUCAAAAACAGGUGCCAUUUAUUUUUUUAAAUAAAUGUAAUUGAUGUCAGUUUGGAUGUUUAAUAAAGAGUUCAAUUUUUUUUUAAAAAAUAAAA